Molecule: messenger RNA, 1113 nt
Organism: Dovyalis caffra
Lineage: Eukaryota; Viridiplantae; Streptophyta; Magnoliopsida; Malpighiales; Salicaceae
Source: the annotation of a GenBank genome assembly
AUGGCGAGCAAGAGUUUGUUGUAUCCUAUACAAUGGCAUCUUGGAGGAUAUCAAGAAGCGGCGACAAGAACAUAUGGUACUAUGGCCUCUGAGAGGGAAGACUUUAGCCUCUCAGGACCAUUACACCUAACUAUUGUCGACUGGUCAAAUGCACAUCAUCGAAGAUCUGUUGCUGCCAGUUUGGUUCAGGGUGUCUACAUUCUAGAGCGGGACCGCCAGCUGAAACGUCAAGGUCCCCAAGCUCUUGCUCCUCCCUGGUGGGAGUUCUUUCACUUUCAGCUGUUUCGUCACCUUGUAGAUGAUGUGGAUUCCUCCAUUUUUGGUGCCAUUUAUGAAUUCAAGCCUCCAGAAUCUCAUUAUCACAAUUCGGUAGAUGAAAGCCCUCGUUAUGUAAUUGCCUUCCGUGGCACCAUAACCAAGCCAGACUCCAUGUCACGGGACCUAGAGUUGGACAUCCACAUUCUCCGAAACGGACUUCAUGAGACAUCUCGAUUUGAGACUGCUAUCCAAGCAGUCCGAAAUGUGGUUGCUACUGUAGGUGAAUCAAAUGUCUGGUUAGCUGGCCAUUCCCUGGGAGCAGCAAUGGCAUUGCUUGCUGGAAAGACCAUGGCAAAGACCGGCAUCUUUCUACAAACUUUUCUCUUUAAUUCACCAUUCUUCUCUGCUCCGAUUGAGAGGAUCAAAGAUAAGCGAGUGAAACAUGGGCUCCGGAUUGCUAGCAGUGUGAUAACAGCAGGGCUUGCAUUUGCUACAAAGAAGAGCAAUCAAAAUAGUCCAUCUGUCGAUCAAUUUGCUGCUCUUUCUGCAUGGAUCCCGUAUCUUUUUGUCAAUCCAGGUGAUCACUUAUGCUCAGAAUAUGUUGGGUAUUUUGAGCACAGGAAGAAGAUGGAUGAUAUUGGAAUUGGAGCCAUUGAGAGAUUAGCAACGCAGAAUUCACUUGGCGGUCUUCUCAUGAGUGCUAUGGGCAGGGAGUCGGAACCAGUCCACCUCAUCCCUUCAGCUAAUGUAAUCGUAAAUUUAACUCCUUGUCAGGAUUUUAGGGAAGCCCAUGGAAUUCACCAGUGGUGGAGACCUGAUUUGGACAUAAAAUCGAAGCUUUACAUGUACAAAUAG